Messenger RNA from Hyaloperonospora brassicae, 738 nucleotides. The record is from the annotation of a GenBank genome assembly. NCBI's taxonomy places the organism in Eukaryota, Oomycota, Peronosporomycetes, Peronosporales, Peronosporaceae.
AUGAGCUCCGAAAUAGACCGUCGAGCUGUCCCGGACGAAGUCACGGCGCUGCUGACGGUCAAGAUCGGCGAAGUAUCGCGCACGUCCCGCAAACACCUGACGAUCAUCACAUUUAGCUUUCUCCUGUCCGAGGGGCUCGACGUGCUCCGGGCCAAAACGGACUCGUGCACGGAAAAGGUGCUGAGCAGUUUCCAGGGCGAGCGCCACGUGCGCCACGACAUGGCGAUGUACAUGCGGCCAGGAGCUCACUCGAAACAGGCGGAGCUGGUUGAGAUCACGCACGACAACUUCCACAGUCGCUUGAACCGAAGCUACAAGAACUACCUCAAGCGCAAGACGCACGCGCCGUUCCAGUGCGAGAUCUACGUGUACGUCAAGAAGCUGGUGCCGUCGAGGCGUCGACGACUUAAGGAGACUGGAGCGGUCGUCGAAAGAGAGGGCCCGGAAGUCAAGCGAAAUCGGUUUACGAUUUCUGAAGAGGGAGACGAAGAGCACCGGACGCUCGAGACGGUGCAGGGGCAACAGGUUCCUGGCGGCUACUAUCGUCCGGUGCGGAUGCUCGUCAACGGAGCUGUUGUGCCAGUGCAAGUGAACGUGCAGGACCUCUUGGCCUGCUUCACAUUGUUCCAGCAGCAAACACUCGUUGGAUCGACCGAUGAAGAUGGUCGUCGCGACUACGAUCGAGGUGGUCACGAAGCUGUUGACGGAGCUGACCCUGAUGGAGACACGUUCGAGUGA